Molecule: messenger RNA, 531 nt
Organism: Arabis nemorensis
Lineage: Eukaryota; Viridiplantae; Streptophyta; Magnoliopsida; Brassicales; Brassicaceae
Source: the annotation of a GenBank genome assembly
AUGAGCACUAAAUUGGGGCUACGUAGCCCAAGCUUAAACGCACUUCGUCUCCAACGAAUCUUCGAUUUAUUCGACAAAAACGGCGACGGAUUCAUCACCGUCGAGGAGCUAAGCCAGGCUCUUACACGUCUCGGUCUCAACGCUGAUCUAACCGAUCUCAAAUCAACCGUCGAAUCAUACAUCCAACCUGGAAACACCGGUCUCAAUUUCGACGAUUUCUCUUCUCUACACAAAACACUCGACGAUUCAUUCUUCGGCGGCGCCGGAGAAACCGAUGAUUCCUCUCCGGAAUCCGCCGCUGCAGACGAGUCGGAUCUCGCGGAGGCGUUUAAGGUUUUCGAUGAGAACGGUGAUGGGUUUAUCUCGGCUAGGGAGUUGCAAGCUGUUUUGAAGAAACUUGGUAUGCCUGAAGGUGGUGAAAUGGAGAGAGUGGAGAAGAUGAUUGUUUCCGUUGACCGGAAUCAAGACGGUCGCGUUGACUUUUUCGAGUUCAAGAACAUGAUGCGUACCGUCGUUAUUCCUUCUUCUUAA